AUGAGUCCGAAAUACAAGCUUAUUUAUUUUCCUGUCACCGCAUUGGGUGAACCCAUAAGAUUUUUAUUAUCCUAUGGAAAUUUAGAAUUUGAAGAUUAUCGUUUUAAACGAGAAGAUUGGCCGAAAAUCAAACCUUCCAUGCCCUUUGGUAAAACUCCCGUCCUUGAAAUUGACGGUAAGCAAACCCACCAAUCUGCCGCCAUUUGCCGGUAUUUGGCGAGACAACUUAAACUGACCGGUAAGGACGAAUGGGAUGCAUUCAACGUUGAUAUGGUAAUUGAUACGAUAACCGAUCUUAGACAACAAUUGGCCAAUUAUUUUUACGAUACGAAUCCGACAACCAAAGCACCCAAAUUGGAACCAUUACAAAAAGAAACUGUGCCUUAUUAUUUGAAACGUUUGGAUAAAAUUGUCGAAGAAAAUGGCGGUUAUUUUGUUGGCGGACAGCUUACCUGGGCUGAUUUGUAUUUCGUUGCCGUUUCGGACUAUUUGCAAAAAAUGGCAGAAUUAGAUUUUUUCUCAGAUUAUCCAAAUCUUCAAAGUCUCAAGAAUAAAGUUGUCAACAUUCCGCAGAUAAAAAAAUGGAUAGAAAAACGUCCGGCAGAUAAUUUGUAA
Messenger RNA from Pediculus humanus corporis (human body louse), 615 nucleotides. RefSeq names its product glutathione S-transferase, putative. NCBI's taxonomy places the organism in Eukaryota, Metazoa, Arthropoda, Insecta, Psocodea, Pediculidae. The record is from RefSeq and is a predicted model, not a curated record. Gene Ontology annotation, biological process: glutathione metabolic process. The transcript has 4 exons. Gene Ontology annotation, molecular function: glutathione transferase activity. The coding region runs from base 1 to 615 and encodes 204 amino acids.